CGCCCUUCUACAAACUCCAUGUAAAUCCUGAGUAUUCAUAGAGGAGUCUAUGUUACGAAGAUCCUAUUCACCGAUGUUCCACGCGUCCUAGCCGUACUCUCCAUGGAUCCAUGAAGCAUCAACUGUUAUAAAGCCUAAAUCCUGCCACAGCAGGACGGUUUCGUCAUCUUGUGACAUCGAGUUCCAUUCGUCGGAAUCUUCGGAACUCGGUUUAAGCAUUCUGGACUGUCCUUUGGAGUCUUCCGACAAAUUUCCCUACCUGUAGUUGUUAUGACCAAGAACUUCCCACGGGUUGUCGAGAUGGUAAAACCAGCCAAACUCGUGGAAAGGAGAACCCAUUUCAUUCCAGGGAAGCUCAGAGUGACGGAACACUUCUUUGAAGUGCCUCGAGAUCACGCCUCCCCUGAACGCGGUACGCUUCGACUUUUCGCUAGAAGCGUACGUAAGGCAACGCGUCCAAUCGAUCCAUCGGAUGAGAAACAUGAACGACUUCCCUGGAUGCUUUAUCUUCAAGGAGGCCCAGGAUUCGGUUGUGCAGCGCCUCAGUUGACACCAUGGACAGAAACUGUGCUUGAUAAAGGCUAUGAGUUGCUUCAUCUUGAUGCCAGAGGAGUCGGAUUGAGUUCUCCAUUAUCCGCUUCAGUUCUUGGCCUACGUGGAGAUGAAGAAGUCCAAACUAAUUAUCUCAAGAGCUUUGGCGCAGUUGAUAUUGUUCGAGAUUGCGAAGCAAUUAGACUGGCGCUUAUGGAUGGAUAUCCCCCCGACAAUCAGAAAUGGAGUCUGAUGGGCCAAAGUUUCGGUGGUUUCUGUACCGUCACAUAUCUCUCCAUGUUUCCAAGUUCGUUAAGGGAAUGUUUCCUCCUUGGAGGGCUGCCACCCAUUGGGAAACACCCCGAUGUCGUCUAUGAGCGGCUUUAUAACCGAGUUCUUACGCGGAAUGAAAAAUACUAUGCGAAAUACCCGGAAGACGUGGACCGCGUCAAGCAGGUCACCUCUCAUCUGGUCCGAUUUGGAAACAAUACUGUCCGACUGCCAUCAGGGGGCUCACUAACUGCAAGAAGAUUUCUGCAGCUGGGGAUCAACUUCGGUGGCACAGGAGGAUUUGACGUCGUCCAUGAUCUCGUACUACGGGCAACUGGUGACUUGUCGAACUUUGGGCAUCUCACCCGGCCGACCUUGUCAAGUAUCGAAUCUCAACAAGCGUGGGAUGACAACAUCAUCUACGCCAUCUUACACGAAUCAAUCUAUUGUGAAGGAGUCGCAUCCAACUGGUCUGCUCAACGCAUUCGGGACAGACGGGCUGAAUUCAACCUUGACAAAGAUGGCCCUUUAUACUUCACAGGGGAGAUGAUUUAUCCUUGGAUGCUUGAAGAUUAUGCGGAACUCCGAAAGUUGUCCGGCCCAGCAAAUGCGUUGGCUAAAUUCCCGGGGUGGGGGACUCUAUACUCUCCUGAUCAGCUUGCAAAGAACGAGGUACCAGUGUAUGCAGCGGUAUACAUGGACGACAUGUAUGUCGAUUUCGACCUUGCUCGCGAAACGUCCUCUAUGAUACGGGGUUGCAAGGUCUUCAUCACGAACACCAUGUAUCACGACGCAUUGAGAUCGAAGACUGCUGAUGUUCUGAAGGCCCUCUUUGCCCUUCGGGAAGAUGAAAUGGAUUGACAUGUGUAAUUAAACACUCUCCAUGCCGGCUCGGUACGAGCAUAAUAAAGUACGACGCAUCACCGAUGCAAUAGAUUUGCCCAAGCUGCUUGACCGUGCCUCUUUUCUUUAAUGGUUGCUCCCUACUUGGUCGUUGAUAACCCCUUUUCGUCAUGACCUUCUUAUUCAUUUCUACCUUUAUUUGUGUGAGCCAGGUGCACUCUACUUUAUGAUGCGUUAUUAUUGGAUGGUUUCUAUUGCUCAUCUAUAAAUCUUGUCUCCUAACCUCGGGUACCUAAUCUAUCUAACUAUAAUAUUGAGCACUUCAACCUCUCUCCGCACCUCUACACACAGCAUCUUUCCUUGACGAUUCCAAAGAUUCCUUACUGUG
This is a messenger RNA of Eremomyces bilateralis CBS 781.70, 2032 nucleotides long. RefSeq names its product alpha/beta-hydrolase. Gene Ontology annotation, molecular function: peptidase activity. The record is from RefSeq and is a predicted model, not a curated record. Bases 271 to 1662 code for a protein of 463 amino acids. The transcript is spliced from 7 exons. Gene Ontology annotation, biological process: proteolysis. NCBI's taxonomy places the organism in Eukaryota, Fungi, Ascomycota, Dothideomycetes, Eremomycetales, Eremomycetaceae.